AUGCUGACGGCGGUCUGCGGCUCCCUGGGAUCCCAGCCCUCGGACGCGCCCCGCGCCUCCCCGACCCACCUGGACCUGCAGCCGCUCCAGCCCUUCCAGCCGCACGCCCCCGCCGCCCCGGGAGCCCCCGACUUCGCCUCCCCGCUGCCCCCCCCGGAGCUGCCGCUGCCGGGGCCCGACGACUCCGCCUUCGCCGCCCCCGGCGCCUACGAGCCCCAUGGCCCCCCGAGGUUAGAGCUGCCCCCCGACGGCCCCGCCGCCCCCGGCGCCUACGCCAAGCUGCUGCCGGCCCCCCCGGACAUGGCGCACCCCUACGAGCCCUGGUUUCGGCCCCCCCACCCCGGAGCCCCCGGCGAGGAAGGAGGGGGAGUCAACUGGUGGGACCUCCACGCCGGGGCCAGCUGGAUGGAGCUGCCCCCCGGGCAGGGCGGGGGGCUGCAGGUGCCCGCGCACCCCGGGCUGCCGCCGGCCCUGGGGGGGUACGGCCCCGGGGGGGAGCACCAGCUCUGCGCGCCCCCCGCCCACCUCCUGCCGCCGCCGGCGCAGCAUCUCCUGGGCGCCGAGGGGGCGAAGGCGCUGGAGGGUCCCCCGGAGCCGCGGGGGCCGGAGGCGGAGGGCGGGGGGCGUCCCAAAGGCGCCCGGCGGGCCGUGCCCAGGGGCGGGGGGCAGGCGGCCUGUCGCUGCCCCAACUGCCAGGAGGCCGAGAGGGGCGGCCCGUGCCCCGAGGGGGCGAAGCGCAAGCACCUGCACAACUGCCACAUCCCGGGCUGCGGGAAGGCGUACGCCAAGACCUCCCACCUGAAAGCCCACCUGCGCUGGCACAGCGGCGACCGGCCCUUCGUGUGCAACUGGCUCUUCUGCGGCAAGCGCUUCACCCGCUCCGACGAGCUCCAGCGGCACCUCCAGACCCACACCGGCGCCAAGAAGUUCGCCUGCCCCGUCUGCGGCCGCGUCUUCAUGCGCAGCGACCACCUGGGCAAGCACAUGAAGACCCACGACGGGGGCAAGGACGGGGCCGAGCCCGAGGGGAAGGGCGCCGGGGACCCGUCGGCCGCCAAGGGAGGAGGCAAGAGGGAGCCCGAGGGGGGCAACGCCGCCGCCCCCACAAACUGAGCCGCUGAGCCCCGGGGGGGGGGAC
This is a messenger RNA of Lepidothrix coronata (blue-crowned manakin), 1138 nucleotides long. It is a transcript of the gene SP6, whose product is annotated as Sp6 transcription factor. The record is from RefSeq and is a predicted model, not a curated record. Gene Ontology annotation, molecular function: DNA-binding transcription factor activity, RNA polymerase II-specific; RNA polymerase II cis-regulatory region sequence-specific DNA binding. The transcript has a single exon. Bases 1 to 1113 code for a protein of 370 amino acids. NCBI's taxonomy places the organism in Eukaryota, Metazoa, Chordata, Aves, Passeriformes, Pipridae. Gene Ontology annotation, biological process: regulation of transcription by RNA polymerase II.